AUUACGAGUGGCGCUGUUCCGGUGGUUGCGGACUUUCGCAGCUGCGUCGUGCUCGCCAGAGUCCGUCGUCGUUGGCGCAGCGUCGGUGCACCAGAUAACCUGCCGCAGCACGACUGCGGCAGCGCAUCUGCGGAGAGGCCUAACGAGCCCCUCCUCCCCGACCGCUGUCGUCAUUUGGAAGCGCAUCUGUUCCCCUUCCUGCCUAUGCCUGGCCGCGAGCCGUGCAGCAGCCAGUCGGCCGCAGACGGUCCGCCGACGACGCGAGCCCAUGCCACGACCUGCCGCCGCCCUCGCGGGCGCCUUCUCGGGACUCCUGGUCCUGCUGCUGAUGCACGCCCUCGCGGACACCGCGACCGGAGCGAUCUCCUUGUCCAAGGCCGAGGUCGACGAGUUCUUGAAGCAAUACAAAGACGACGAACGUAAAGUUUGCCCGAGCGCCGGCACGGAGCAGCAUCGCUCCAGGAGAGUGGUCGGAGGGCGCGACGCUGGUGAGCCUAUCCCAUUCAUGGCCAGCCUGCAGAAGAACGUGACCGGGUUGUCCAAGCCGUUCCCGUUCUGCGGCGCCAGCAUGCUGACCGAGAAGCACCUCGUCACCGCAGCUCACUGCCUCAAAAAUAAAACGGCGUCCAUGCUGUCGGUGAACGUGGGCGACUACAACCUGUCAUCGAGCGACGACGCCCAAAAUAUAGUGCGUAACGUGCUGAGCUUCAUACAGCACGAGGAAUACAUCAUUUCUACGUACGACAACGACAUAGCCCUGCUUACUCUCGUGGAGCCGAUCCCGUGGGAGUCUCUCACUACGGUAGCCCUCCCUCCGGUCAACUCGGAUCUGGCUCAAGACACCACGGUCUGCGUCAUGGGCUGGGGAAGGCUCCAGUACGAGGGCGCCAAGCCGACCACCCUGCAGAAGCUGUGCAUGCCCUCAGUCAACAGGACCGAGUGCCAGCGGCCACUUACGCACAAAGUGAACGAGAACAUGAUUUGCGCCGGCGGCCGGGAGGGCCAGGAUGCAUGCGUGGGUGACUCCGGAGGCCCCCUGAUGGUGCAAGUGGAAAACUACGAUGCGAUCUGCGGAAUCGUGUCUUUCGGAAAGAAAUGUGCCCUCAAGGACGUGUACGGCGUUUAUACGCGGGUCGGCCUCUUCGUUCCCUGGCUGUACGCGAAUACUCGAGACGCCAAGUGCAAGCCGUACGUCAGCGACGGAGAAAACUACCCCGACCUCAACGAUGGCACCACCAAGCCUGCUCUGCCGGAGCCGGUCCCUGACAACCACAUCUAGACCGCGUCUCACAGCGUCUCGUAUAAGCGAUUUGCAGAGUUUACUUGAAAAGUGCGUUUAUGGUAAGUGUCCUGGCACUCAUAUGUGCAGCAGCUUUUCUCUUGCACUGCACAACUACAGUACAGCUGUAGCUUGUUGCGAAAAACAAAAACAAAAAAAAAACAGUGGAGUGAGCGUAGUGGUACCCUAAAAAAUGCUGUGGAAUUAUACCUCUGCGCGAAGUUUGAGCGCUCAAGGCACUGCAUAAGACGCACUUUUCAGGAUAAAUACGGCAGCUUUUGCAAAGCCCGUGCACGUAUGAGAAGCUGCUCUUGGGGGUUCACUCACACCUGCGGUUUAAAACGUGUGGUUCAGCCCGAGUGGCGCGGACACACCGUAACAAAUGGACGUGCAGCUUGCGUGUCCUCUUUCGGCUAGUGAGAACGCCGCUUUGAGUGUCCCCCUUCCCUUUCCAAGGUAAAUUCUGGUGAUGUGUCUGGAUAUGUUUACGAACGCGGCAGCUUGAUUUGUUUAGGGAGGCGAUUAUGACCACAGCAAUGUGCACAAGCGCAUGAACAUUUUCUUUACCAGCGUAAACGUUAUUGAGUGCACACCAAGCUUACGACAGAAGCUUAUUGGUAUUUCCAAUACAGCCAAUCAAUGACGACGCGUGCCGAAACAGGAAAGAACAAAAUUUUCCAGUGCGAUUGCGCUAAUUCACUUUUUAGUGCAGCCGGAACAUGUAGCUGCGUGCCGAGAACGCAGCAGACGCCACGCACUCCGAGGUUCUCUUGCCAAAGCUUUUGCAAAGAAUUGCGAGAGAAAGCAGUGAAGCUGUUGGCUUCACCAUCGUUGCCAGCGUUAGAAUGGCUUCGUUUUCGCCCUCAACUGGCGGCGAAUGUGGCACGUUGGCGCCCCGUCCAAUUGCCGAACGGUCUCUCCCGCGUUUAAAAAGUUUCAACAACGCGUCCGAAUGACAAGGCAGAACCGAUGUCGCUCAAAAUUAAUGCGUGCCAAAGAUAACGGUGAUAAUGUGUAAGAGAAACUCGUUCUUUUAAUACACAUCUCACAUCUAGUCAACUAAAUGGCCCCGGCUGUAUUCCACAGCGACCGGUACGGGGCAGUCGUUGAGGGCUGGUGCAUGCUUACGCGACACCGAAUGCUCCUUGCAAAAUACCUAUUUACUCCACUACAAAUGUUCGAGUUUUCUUAUAUUGUUGUACCUUAUAAAUGCAUGACGAUUUACUCGAGAACCAUUUGCUACUGUCGUGAAACACAAAUGUAUAUGUCAAAAUAUAGUGAGCAUCGAAUUAAGAAAAAAAUGAAACAUACUUUUAUUCUCUUCUCUAUCCCUCUCCAGCUGAACAAAGAGUGUGCAGAAUGUUUUUUUUUUUUUUUUUUAGGCGCAUGACAACCUUGCGAAUAGUUUAGAAGCGUGUAGGACGUGAUUAUUGUGAAAAGGAAAUGGACAGGAUUUUGUGGAACUGGCUGUGCAAUGCCCGCGAAAUCGCGAGCGAAUUUUCAACUUGCAAAGGGCACACAAAUACACCGGCUUUCUCCUCAAUUGAUGUGGUGCGCUUAAACUGACCGAUUUUCGCCGCACGACCUCACUCCGUGCUCUGGAUAUCGCGGCUGUUCCUUUGCCGUGCAGCUGCAAUAAAAUCGGGCUGCUCCUGGCACACCCAAGAUAGGCGGAAGCGCGAAUGAGUGCGCCAGCAUGCACCCGGCAUCGUGUGCUAACAGGAGCAACUGAGGAAAUGGGCCAAUAUAGGCGCACGCAUACGCCGUGCCUUGAAAUAGCAGCUUUAGGAUCUAGGCUAGCACCGCGGUGACAGAGUAUUUGCCGGUGUUACAGAGCAACACAUACCGUUUAGAUCUCAAGCACAAAUAUGUCAGUUGUGCCGUUCAGUAAACAUAGAACUAAUCGCCAACACAUGGGACGAAGAAAGAAUUUCCCGACGCGAAAACUGUAAUGACGUAACACCGGGAAUAGGGGUGCUAUCUUGGAGACUUGUGCCGCCUUAUUUGGUUGAGCUCCACAUAACUCGGACCUCGUUUUUUUGUUUGUCGAGCCGGCAACAAUGACUAUAGCAGAUACCCAGGUGGUAACUCGGCAGUCCGUGCUGCCUUGCUAUAUAACACUCGUCGAGAACCGGGGCAUUACGAUUAUUCAGGACAUUAUUUUCUUGUCACGCCAUUUCAUAUGCGACCAAAUAACCCUGAGGCUAAUACUGCAGUAAAUUCUCAAUAUACCCAGUGCCCGCCUCGUCGCCGUUCACCUUGGAAUAGUACUGAGGCACGAAGGACGCGAAAUGUACAAUAAGAUUAAAAAUAUAUCUUGAGAACUCCGUGCAGUGUAGCGAAGUCUAGGGCUCGUGUGAUCCAUCCAGUACCAACAGCCGGUAGCACGUUCCAAGAAAGAAAAAGAAAAAAAAAGGAAAGAAAGAGGAUUAUUCGUUUACUGUGCGCCACCGAUCCCCCCGUGAAGCUUUCGCUCAGUAGAGAGGACAGUGGAGGCGAGCAUUUGCAGACCUCUAGCCUGAUUGGCGACCACAAGUGACCCGUAGAUUUAUUUACACUGCAGGUGAUGUGGAGUGGCUGUUUGCUGCAAAGCAAGUACUGCAUACCACGGCUACUCGCUCAAAAUAUACAAUAGUAAACACUCUACAAGAACCGCUGAGCAGCUACACAAGUGCGGGACUGUUGCAAUGCGAGUGUGUGGCACAGCUAAAUAGUGCACGUUCUGAAGACUAUGCCGAGUUGAAUUGUGAUCGUGUAGCGCAAUACCACAACGUGGACGCGAGAAAGAACGACAUGAGUGCCACGUGUCUGUCGUUCCAUCUAGUGUCCCGGUCUUUUGUGCUGCAAGGAACAAAAAAAAAAAAAAAAAAAAAAACUACGAGGGAGCGUACGCGAUUCCACCAGCCUCGGCAAGCCAACCUCCUCUGACGACGCCCACCCCACACUCCGGGGCCCACAGUUUAAGAAACUAUAAGCCAGGGCCCAUGUGUGCGGUGCCUCUUGGGAAGGUUGAAAGCCGGCCAAAUCUACCGAUUGCCUUUCACGUCACUAGGGCUUAUUUCUGCCACAAAUUUUUUGACUUGGCUUCAAGAUUGCCACGUGAUGCUCCCUCCUAGUCUUUUUACUUCCGCUAUGGUUGUAAUACUGGACACUAUAGGGCUGCCACUGGAAGCGCUGGAGCCGCUGUCAUUUUGAUGCAGUAAGUUGGACCACGUGACACCGCCUAGCAACGCUCGCACGACUUGUGACAGAGGAGGCACUGCUUGUGAGCAGUUUUCUCGCGUGAUUCAAGCGCCAUACUUUUGAAUUUUUGCCCAGGAGCUUUCGUCCCAAGCUCCGAAGCUCUUAGGUGUGCAGCCGAUACCCGAACGCGCACUUGUUUUGACCGGUUCGUGUAGUUGUAAAAAGAAAGAAAAAAAAAAAACACUGAGAUGAGCUAGAAAUAUAACUGCCUUAAGUUUUAUUUCACCUACUUUAACACAUUGUUGCAGCUCCAUGGUUCCUGUUUUAAUACUCGCCAUCCAAAAACAGAAAACUGCACUGAAUCUAAUUUUCUGCGUGACUAUGUGCUGAGAAACGUCAAUAAUGCACGAUUUCCCGCCGCAAUAUUUUGGGAGUGAUCAAUUUGCGACUAAGAAUUAAAUAGGAAAACACUGGAAGCUUACGCAACAAAUUUGACUAUGCAGGUAUGAAACCUAUAAAAUUAAGAGGCAAAUAUAUCGUGCCCUGAGCGAAGCAAAGUAACGAAUCAGCGAAGACUCUACUGGCAAUAUGCACUUGAAUGUUGAGUGGAUACUUUAUCAUGCUAGCUAAACGCUGAACCAAAUACGUUGCGAUACUGCCCGCAAGUACUUGCCACAGCGACAGUUGCGUGAUUCCUUCCUGUACGGUACAAAACUAAAAUAGCUCAAACAAAUUCUCAAGCUUGAAAUCGGCGAGGGAAAUGAUUACACCAAAUAAAGGAUGAGUGCUGUGGUAUGAACAAAUCACUCGUUCCGCGUCUUUCGAUCUUCUCGCACUGCCGUCGUUUUCUGUGAAGAUUUGAAGUAUCAAGCUAUUCCCGCAUUUUAAUUUGUCAUUGUUGUAGGUGAAGUUGAGUAGAAAAGCCACCGGAUCGCUCAGCGAACGCUCGCAUUCUGGAGAAAAACAUAGCACGUCUUCCAUCAGUUCCCGCUUGCAGCAGUUUGAUAUGAAAGCGCAAAACGAAGAUUAACCGCAAGAUUCGAUCACAGCGUGUAAAAGAACAUAAUCAAACACUUCCUCCCGUAUGAACAAUCUAUAACAGGCCGCGAUUCCGCGCCCGUACGUUGCCAAGCGAUGCUGCGGACGCCGCUGUAGCAGACACUCCACACGUGAUCCAACCUACUACGUCACUUGGGCGCUGACGGUAGCACCCUGUUAGAGUUACCGUACAUGCUCCCAUAGCAUGUACAGUAACUCUCAGGGGCGUAGCCAGG
This is a messenger RNA of Rhipicephalus sanguineus (brown dog tick), 5736 nucleotides long. RefSeq names its product coagulation factor IX-like. Gene Ontology annotation, biological process: proteolysis. Bases 269 to 1279 code for a protein of 336 amino acids. Gene Ontology annotation, molecular function: serine-type endopeptidase activity. Lineage: Eukaryota; Metazoa; Arthropoda; Arachnida; Ixodida; Ixodidae. The record is from RefSeq and is a predicted model, not a curated record. The transcript is spliced from 7 exons.